AUGACAUCGAGCUGGAAAAAUUCCUUGGGCUGCCCUUGUUCCGAGCGCAGUUCUCUGGAAGACAGCGGCAGGCCAAAGAGUACGGCUGCGGAGCAGCCAAAAGGAAACAGCCGGCUGAUCCAAAGGAAUCUCGAGCAGCCAGAGGUUGACGAAGUUGGCUUUGCUCCCAGUGCUGAGCAGUUGGGAGAGCAAAGGAACUUCUGGCUGAAUUCACGCGCUCGGAAGAUGUUGACGGAAGAGAAUUUCCAAACAAAAGUUGUGCCUGAAAAGAAAAAGGAAAGGAAAAAAGAACAGAACAAAGAAAUUAGCACUUACAGAUUACGGAAGAGAGAAAGAAAAGUAUACAUGGAAAUAAAUGAACCAAAUGAUGAUGAUUACUUAUUUUGUGAAUAUUGCCUGACAUUCUUUGUUGAUGAGUGUUCUGUUCAUGGUCCUCCACUUUUCAUCAGAGACACAGCAGCUGAACUAGGCCUGGCAAAUAGAGCCAGCUGCACUUUACCUUCAGGUUUUAGAAUUGGCCUUUCAAGUAUCCCCAGAGCUGGUUUUGGAGUCUGGAAUGAAAGUGAAACAUUGCCUCCAGGAAUUCAUUUUGGACCAUACGAAGGGACAAGAACAGAGGAAGAAGCAGCAGCAAACAGUGGCUAUUCCUGGCUGAUUACCAGAGAGCAGAAUUGUUACAUUUACAUUGAUGCAAAAAAUGAAACUAAUUCCAACUGGAUGAGGUAUGUUAACUGUGCCAGAAAUGAGGAAGAACAAAAUCUUGUUGCUUUCCAGUAUCAUGCGGAAAUAUACUACAGAACAUGUAAAGUAAUUCAACCUCAAUCUGAGCUCCUGGUUUGGUAUGGAGAAGAAUAUGGAAAGGAACUUGGCAUCAAAUGGGGAUCUAAAUGGAAAUCGCUAAAUGGUAUAAUGGAGUGUGGCAAAGGCUUUAGCCAAUCAGUUCACCUGGCCACUCACAUGCGGACGCAUACAGGAGAGAGGCCGUAUUCAUGUAGGGAGGAGUGUGGCAAAGGCUUUAGCCAAUCAGUUCACCUGGCCACUCACAUGCGGACGCAUACAGGAGAGAGGCCGUAUUCAUGUAGGGAGUGUGGCAAAAGCUUCACUGUCUCAUCAAGCCUGGCCACUCACAAGCGAACGCAUACAGGAGAGAGGCCGUAUUCAUGUAGGGAGUGUGGCAAAAGCUUCACUGUCUCAUCAAGCCUGGCCACUCACAAGCGAACGCAUACAGGAGAGAGGCCGUAUUCAUGUAGGGAGUGUGGCAAGAGCUUUAGCCAAAUAGCACACCUGACUAAACACAAGCGGACACAUACAGGAGAGAGGCCGUAUUCAUGUAGGGAGUGUGGCAAAAGCUUCACUGUCUCAUCAAGCCUGGCCACUCACAAGCGGACGCAUACAGGAGAGAGGCCGUAUUCAUGUAGGGAGUGUGGCAAAAGCUUCACUGACUCAUCAAGCCUGGCCACUCACAUGCGGACGCAUACAGGAGAGAGGCCGUAUUCAUGUAGGGAGUGUGGCAAGAGCUUUAGCCAAAUAGCAACCCUGACUAAACACAAGCGGACGCAUACAGGAGAGAGGCCGUAUUCAUGUAGGGAGUGUGGCAAAAGCUUCCCUGACUCAUCAAGCCUGGCCACUCACAUGCGGACGCAUACAGGAGAGAGGCCGUAUUCAUGUAGGGAGUGUGGCAAGAGCUUUAGCCAAAUAGCACACCUGACUAAACACAAGCGGACACAUACAGGAGAGAGGCUGUAUGCAUGUAGGGAGUGUGGCAAAAGCUUCACUGACUCAUCAAGCCUGGCCACUCACAUGCGGACACAUAAAGGAGAUAGGCCGUAUUCAUAUGUCAUAAGAAUGUUCUACCAGGGAGUACUGUUGCUGGACAUCUAG
Messenger RNA from Protobothrops mucrosquamatus (brown spotted pit viper), 1881 nucleotides. Its product is annotated as histone-lysine N-methyltransferase PRDM9-like. Gene Ontology annotation, molecular function: protein binding; histone methyltransferase activity. The coding region runs from base 1 to 1881 and encodes 626 amino acids. The record is from RefSeq and is a predicted model, not a curated record. The transcript is spliced from 10 exons. NCBI's taxonomy places the organism in Eukaryota, Metazoa, Chordata, Lepidosauria, Squamata, Viperidae.